GGCCAGGCCGGAUUCUCCGCUGUCCCAGGUCCUGGAGCACUCCCUCCAGGCAGGUCUCGCUCCCGCGUACAGGCCCCUCCCUGGCUGGCCCGGUCCCAGCAAGCGCAAGGCAGGACGCCCCAGGCUGGGCGGUCGCGGUCGGGCCUCGCCCCAGACGCUGCGCUCCGGGCCAGGCUUCUGCUGGGAGCCCCGGCGGACUCAGCUCCUUACUGCCUCCUGGGCUACGUCCUCGGAGACUCCGAGAGCGAGGGCUCUGUGCUCACUCCUACCUGGGUGGCUUCUGUUGGCGCUCCUGCGGGAACAUGGUGCAGAAGUACCAGUCUCCUGUCCGCAUCUACAAGUACCCAUUUGAGCUGGUCAUGGCGGCCUAUGAGAAGCGCUUCCCCACCUGCCCGCAGAUCCCCGUCUUCCUGGGCAGCGAGGUCCUGCGCGAGUCCCGCAGCCCCGAUGGGGCGAUCCACGUGGUGGAGCGGAGCUGCCGGCUGCGCGUGGAGGCCCCACGGCUGCUGCGGAAGAUUGCCGGCGUUGAGCACGUGGUCUUCGUGCAGAGAAACGUGUUGAACUGGAGGGAGAGGACGCUCCUCAUCGAAGCCCACAACGAGACCUUCGCCAGCCGCGUCGUGGUCAAUGAGAACUGCAGCUACACAGUCCACCCUGAGAAUGAAGAGUGGACUUGCUUUGAGCAGUCGGCCUCGCUUGACAUCCGGUCCUUCUUUGGCUUCGAAAGUGCCCUGGAGAAGAUCGCCAUGAAGCAGUACACAGCCAACGUCAAGAGGGGGAAGGAGGUGAUUGAGCAUUACCUGAACGAGCUCAUCUCGCAGGGCACCUCUCACAUUCCCCGCUGGACGCCUGCCCCCGUCCGAGAGGAGGACGCCCGCUUUCAGGCUGGCCCAAGGGAUGCUGGCUCCCUGCAGGCUGACAGGCCCGGCAGCACCCCAGGCCCUGCUCCUGAGACGGUUCUUACCGAGGGGGACAAGCUGGAUGCAGACUACAUUCAAAGGUACCUGGGCCAUCUCACACCCGUGCAGGAGAGCUGCCUGAUCCGGCUUCGGCACUGGCUGCAGGAGACCCACAAAGGCAAGAUUCCCAAAGAUGAGCAUAUCCUCCGGUUCCUGCGGGCCCGUGACUUCCACCUGGACAAGGCCCGGGAGAUGCUAUGCCAGUCCUUGAGCUGGAGAAAGCAGCACCAGGUGGAUCUCCUCCUCCAGACCUGGCAACCGCCUGCCCUCCUGGAGGAAUUCUAUGCAGGGGGCUGGCACUACCAGGACAUAGAUGGCCGCCCCCUCUACAUCCUGCGCCUGGGCCACAUGGACACCAAAGGCUUGAUGAAGGCCGUGGGGGAGGAGACCCUGCUGAAACACGUUCUUUCUGUCAACGAGGAGGGACAGAAGAGAUGUGAAGGGAACACAAAGCAGUUUGGCCGUCCCAUCAGCUCCUGGACCUGCCUGGUGGACCUGGAGGGUCUCAACAUGCGUCACCUGUGGCGGCCGGGGGUCAAGGCCCUGCUGCGGAUGAUUGAGGUGGUGGAGGACAAUUACCCCGAGACCCUGGGCCGGCUGCUCAUCGUGCGAGCCCCUCGUGUCUUCCCGGUGCUCUGGACGCUGAUCAGCCCCUUCAUCAAUGAGAAUACCAGGCAGAAGUUUCUCAUCUACAGCGGCAGCAAUUACCAGGGCCCUGGAGGCCUCGUGGACUACCUGGAUAAAGAAGUGAUCCCCGACUUCCUCGGGGGAGAGUGUGUGUGCAAUGUCCCUGAAGGAGGGCUGGUCCCCAAGUCCCUCUAUCUGAUGGAGGAGGAGCAGGAGCACACGGACCAGCUGCGGCAGUGGAGAGAGACCUAUCAGUCGGCCAGCGUGCUCCGAGGGGCCCCCCAUGAGGUUGCGGUGGAGAUUCUGGAGGGGGAAUCAGUCAUCACCUGGGACUUUGACAUCCUGAGAGGGGACGUGGUCUUCAGCCUGUACCACAGCAAGCAGAUGCCCCAGUCUGGCCGCCAGGAGCCGGGGGCCAGGGCCGGUGGGCAGCUGGUGGACAAAGGCUGGGUCCUAGGUGUGGAUUACAGCCGUGUCGAAGCCCCUCUUGUCUGCCGGGAAGGAGAGAGCAUCCAGGGCUCCCAUGUGACCCGGUGGCCUGGCAUCUAUUUGCUCCAGUGGCAAAUGCACAGCCCCCCUGGGAAUGCGGCUUGCAGCCUCCCGGGGGUGGAGGACGUCCUGACGGCCCUGCACAGCCCCGGCCCCAAGUGCAAACUCCUCUACUACUACGAGGUGCUGGCGUCUGAGGACUUCAGGGGCUCCAUGUCCAGCCUGGAAUCCUGCACCAGCGGUUUCUCCCAGCUCAGCGCCACCACUUCCUCCUCGUCUGGCCAGUCCCACAGCAGCCCCCUGGUCUCCAGAUAGUUGGGACUUAGCCCUGUGGGGCAGCCUGCUUGCCUCCCAGGUCUGCAAGUGUCCAUGGGGUCUGGGACCAUGUGGGCUGCAGCCCUGGGUCUGGACACUGACUAAGUUGGGGCAUCUGGAGCCAGUGGCAAUGAUCCAGCUCACACAUUCUCAAGGAUGCAAGGACGGAAUGAUCUUCUUUGGGCUUCACGUAAGGAAAAGCCCCCCUUUGGGCCACCUUUGGGUCUGCCUGGUCCGGGAGCUCAGGGAUAUCAUCGGGCUCAGCAUCCCCUCUCCAUUCCUGGCUCUGCUUUCCUGGGAGCAGCUUCCUUCUCAGGUGCCCUCCCCAUGCAGGGGACCCCACCACCACUAGGGUCCCUCCCUCCCCUCAGCUCAGCUGCAGAUGAGAACCUCUGUGUCCCAAAGUUCCAUCCAAGCUCCCAGAAUGGAGUCUAAUCAGCCUGCCUGGGUCCCACACUGGUCUCUGAACCAAUCACAGUUGCCAGGGGACCAGAGAACACUGAUUGGCCAACAGGGUCCUGUGUCCAAUCUGGGCCAGUUACCAUACCGAGAUGGGGUUUCAGUGCUUGGUCUACCUGGACCAAUGCCUAUUCCUGACGCCAGCCACCUGGUUUGAAAAGCAUAAAGAAGUUGCCCCUAGGAAUACUGGGGUGCCACACAGGAGGAAGAGGGAAAGAAUGCUGGGUUGGCAGAAAUGACUUUCACAACUGACUCCAAAGCAAUGCCCUGUGUCCCAAGACAUGUGUGCUGAGCAGAUAUAUGAGUUACAGGGUCACUUUCUGUGGGGAGCAACCCACCCGGGCCUGAAACCCAUCUUUCCAGCACUUGGCUAGGAAGGCAGCCUGACCACCACUGACUUGAGGAGGAUGAGGAGGCCCAGGCAGGGAUGAAGUAUCUCUGGCUGUCUUUAAACUCCUCUGGAGGUCCUUUUCUUUCCUUGGAGCAAUUUAAUUAUGACUUUUUUGGUUGUGAGUCACAGAGACCCACUCAAAAGGGUAACCAGUCAUGAUCACAUUCUACUGGCCAGUCCAGGAGUCCUUGCUUCAGGUAAGGCUGGAUCCAGGAUCUCAACAUGGCACCAGGACUCCCCCGUGGGGAGGAGGAGGUUGUGACUUUGUUAUGUCCACCCCAGGGCAAACCUGACCCCUGCAACCAGCUUCAAUAUUGACAGACUUUCCCUGAGUUCUCGCAUGGAAAACUUUUGGGUCUCCUUGGGGCUGAGGACACGUCUCCUUUCCUUUCCUGGGCUUCCAAAAGGGCAACAAGUCAGAGGUUACUAACUGGCAGCCUGCAGACUGAUCUGACUUUUGUUUAGCCUAUAGAGGGAUUUAAAACUUGGGGGCAUUUCAUACAGAAAUCCAACUGUCCAGCUUCCCUUAGGCAUUUGGGACUGUUGGCAAAACGGGGCCACUCUUACCAUGUAAAGGCAAUACAACUGUGCUCCUUGAUGGGGCUACCCCGGUCCCUAACCUACCCCUCACUGUGACUGUCAUAUUAUCUGCCUGGGAGGGACCUCACAAAUAUGGCUCUAUCGACAGCUGGGGGGCCAAUCUGGGCCCAGAUGGCUUAAUGGUACUCUUCCCUUGUAGCCUUCCUUACAGCUGGGGGUCAUCUCUGGUCAACACCCAGAGUCACUGGGCCUUGCCCAAGGGGUAGGCUUGCAACCAUGGGCUUGAUGCUUCCAUGCGGUCUUAGCAUGAUGGAACAAGGAGAGCAAGGACUUCCUUGCCUACCAGCCUCACCCCCAGCCUGGAGCAGAGAGAAGGAGCUACCUUCUCGGAGACAUCCUUCUCCCUCCAGGGAGGGAGUCUCAUCCAUCUCUGUUUGCUCCUCAGGUAUAGCAACAAAAUCCAAAACUGCAUCCUGCAUCAAGGUGUGUGUGCAAAUGAGGGAGAGUGGUAGGGGGAGAUGGGGGACGUUCUCAAAGCUAGUUGCUCCCAUGUCACCAGGCAUUAAUCACUGAGGAAUCUGAGAUAUUUGCACCAGUCUUUAGAUGAGUUUCUCGCCUGCCUCUAAAACCCAUUUGUGCCCUAGAAGCAUUCUGGGCUAAGCUGCCCUAGCAUUCCCCAUACAUUAAUUGUCUAGGACUAGCACCAGGGAAGGAUGGAGAAGCCUUUCCUUGACUUGAGAUUAUACUUGGCUUGAGAACUGGAACCUGGAUCUGCUGUGACCUCUCCAGCCUGGAAAAAAGGGAUGAGCCUCAGGCCCUCUCAGUUCUCCGGAGAGCUCAAUCUUUCUCCCAUGAGAAGGCUCCAGCUCAAACUGGCUUAAGCAAACAAAGGGAAUUCCCUGGGUCCUGUAACUGGGAUGGCUAAGGGCGUUCUUGUUUCAGGUCUGGCUGGAUCCAGGAGCAUAGUAUCCUCAGGCUCAUAUGCUCAUCCUCUCAACCUUACCCAGGCCUCCUAGCUCUGUAUCUCUUUUCAGGCUGGUCUCAUUCUCUCCUCUGCCUAGUGGGAAAGUGGCUGUCAGCAGCCCCAAGUCUAUAACCACAGGGUUCACAAUCUCUAAGGCUGAGAGAAUUCUCUAUCUCAAAUCCCAAAGAAACCUCUGCCUGGCCCUGUUUGAGUAAAGUGCUCACUCCUACAGAUGUACUGGCCAAGGGGCUGCGGGUCUUGUGAUUGCCAUUUCCUUCAGAAGCAGCAGUGGGAUAGGAGAGAGCAGAUCACCCCAGGACAAGGGAAGCUGGGCCACAGAAGCAGCAGACAGCCAUGAUGGCAUCUGCUGUAGUCCCCCUCCCUCGUUGGAGGUCUCUGGGGCCCAAGCUGGAGCUUCAUCAAUCAGUAGGUCUUUCCUACCUUUGGGAGGUGUGAAAUUAAAAAUCCAAGGGCUGCCAAGUUCCUGGCUUCUGUAGUUCCCUAAACCUCAGGGUUGGAAUUUCCUUGGCUUGGUUUCUUUCUCCCUCUUGGUCAUUAACCUGUUGUGACCAGGACAGAAACAACCCACGAGCAAAAGGAUCCUGCCCACGCACUGUGUUUAGGAGCUUGGGUCCUAAAAUUUAGACAGGGCGGGGUUCAAACCCCAGCCUUCUUUUCACUAGCUGUGUAACCUCCAGCAGGUGACUUAACGCCCCUGUGCCUCAGUUUCCUCAUCUGUAAAAUGGGGAUGUGCCUACCUCAUUCACUGGGUUGUCGUGGGACAAGUGAGAGGAGCUGUAGAGUCCACAAGCCCAGCGCCCAGCACACAGAAAGCACACGAUAAAUGUCAGAGGUUAGCCUGAUGAUUUACGGCUUCUCAACCAAACACUCCAGACUCCUUCCGGAGGAGGCCCGCCUGUCACUGUUUCUCCUGGGACAGAAGGCUCGGCACCACGAGCAUCUGGAGGAAAGUGGGUGUCGGGAUAUAAUUUCCCUCUUCCUCUCCCGUUUAGCAACUGCUUGUGUUUUCUGAGCAAAUCCACUAAAUCUGGAAGAGCAUCAUUUGGAGUCCCCGACUGGCUAGAGAAUGUUCUCUACAGGUUGAAAUACGGGGCUUCUGAGAACUCCCCCCGCCCCACCCCACACUUUGGAAUUGCUCCUCCUGUAAAAUGAAUUGUUUGAUGAGAAUACUAUAAUUCUGUUCCAAACACUCUAUUUCAGUCAAUAAAACACGAUGUUCCUCGUUUGCCUGA
This is a messenger RNA of Mustela lutreola (European mink), 5997 nucleotides long. It is a transcript of the gene SEC14L5, whose product is annotated as SEC14 like lipid binding 5. The record is from RefSeq and is a predicted model, not a curated record. The transcript is spliced from 16 exons. Bases 303 to 2390 code for a protein of 695 amino acids. Gene Ontology annotation, cellular component: cytoplasm. Lineage: Eukaryota; Metazoa; Chordata; Mammalia; Carnivora; Mustelidae.